This is a messenger RNA of Candidozyma haemuli, 360 nucleotides long. RefSeq names its product phosphatase regulator. The transcript has a single exon. The record is from RefSeq and is a predicted model, not a curated record. NCBI's taxonomy places the organism in Eukaryota, Fungi, Ascomycota, Pichiomycetes, Serinales, Metschnikowiaceae. The coding region runs from base 1 to 360 and encodes 119 amino acids. Gene Ontology annotation, molecular function: protein phosphatase inhibitor activity. Gene Ontology annotation, cellular component: cytoplasm.
AUGUCAUCAGACGAAGGACCUUUGGAUCCUCCAAAGAAUACGCAAGGACUUGAUUUGUCCAAGUUGUCUCCACAAGAAUUGAGAAUCUACAAGAUGUACGGAAAGCUCCCCACAACCCAGCAAAUAUUGUCUUCCAAGUUCCAGGACAAGAAGUACUUCGAUAGCGGUGACUAUGCCAUGCAGAAACAGAUGGGUAGCUCCAAGUCAGGUGUUGCUGGAAGUGUUCCAAUGGCUCACCCUAACGCUGAGAAGGUUAAGGAGAUGUACAACCGUAACUCGAUCAGUGCUUCGAAUUCCAACUUCUUGUUCAACGGUAAGCUGAACUUGCUUAGUGAAACGACGGAGGAGACUAAGAAAUAA